UGCGGUUAAUGGAGUAAUAUGUUCUAGAAGACUCCAUUUGCCCGAGGGUGUUUUCUGUCUGCCAACACAUCUGCGCCACAAAAUCAAUCCGUGCAAGGUACGCGUACAAGGUCCAAGUACCUUGGCAGAACAAGGGAACCGUUUUCUAGUCCUGUUAAUAUUACAAAAUAUCAGAUAAAAAUCGAACUUUGGCUAGAUCGGAAGAGCACGUGAACAACUGAUGCAAACUUGAGAUUAACCAAUCAGAAGUUAUCCUGAAGGUUUUCCUUCACGUGCAUACAUACAAUGCCCCCCUUUUUGCGCAAGGACUUUUGAUCGCAGUUUCGACGUGCUUUGUUCAUUCUCAAGACUUUAGCCAGUGCGUUAACAUCUCUGGCAAAAUUUUUAGUUUAUAAUUCAAGGGAUAAAAACCUUGGCAAAGAAGUGAAAAUUUGGAAAAAAAAUAAAAAAUUAAAUAUUGUUGACUUACAAUGCCUAAAGAAAAAGGCAAGCGUCGUUCAGGACCAACUCGAGGCUCAACUCGUGGCCGUCCGCAGCGUGGCAUCGAGCAAACGCCGGCUGCAGAUGUUGGUGAAAGUUCAACGACGCCGUCGAGUACUGCUGGGGUGAACUACGCCGACUUAUCAACGGAGGUUCUCCAUCUCCUCCUGGCGCAACGAAAUCUCGCGCUUUCUGGUUCGCGUGAUACUCUUCUUCGUCGCCUCGCCGAUCACGAUGGAGCAGAAGUCCCAGCUGCAUCGAGUGCCGAUCCGAGACCCGGCUCAACACCGGAAUACUCAUCUGAAUCUCUCCGCUCGCUUGCGUCGAACCUUGUUCCUCUUCUCCGCGACGUUUUGGCCCAACAAAACGGGUCGCCGCCAACUAUGCCACCUCAACCACCGUCGCUGCCAAGUUUUCCCGCGCAAAACGCUCCAACGCCGCCUCUGGACCUCGGUAAUCCAUCGGUCGCCGCCAACUAUGCCACCUCAACCACCGUCGCUGCCAAGUUUUCCCGCGCAAAACGCUCCAACGCCGCCUCUGGACCUCGGUAAAACAAGUUGCCAGCCUCCUUUCGUCGCAGCCGUCGACAUCUUCUUCGCCAUUAGACGUCAGCCCAAGUUUACCAAAAAGGCUUGAAGAGCAAAUUCUAAAGGGUGAGUUUGUCGAUUUUUCUUUGCUUCUCCCGGGUAAUUCAGACCGUCCUAGUUUUGCCCCUAUUCGCCUUUCAGUAGAGGGCGACCAGGGUUUCACGAUCCCAAUUCCUUUCUCAAAUUUCGGAAAGCGCGCUAAAGUCGACAACAUAGAUAAGUGGCUUACUGCUUUUGGUAUUUACGCGUCCGUGGUUGUCGCUAAAUUUCCACAUAAGGCCGCGCAGCUGUUUGCCUACCAGCGCAUAAUCCGCGAAGCUUCGCAAAAGUUUAAAGGCCUCGCAUGGUACGCUUACGAUA
Molecule: messenger RNA, 1427 nt
Organism: Paramuricea clavata
Lineage: Eukaryota; Metazoa; Cnidaria; Anthozoa; Malacalcyonacea; Plexauridae
Source: the annotation of a GenBank genome assembly